CGUGAGGGAGUCUGUAGUGCGUCUGUAGAGUGAGGUGGUCACGUACGUAUCUCGGGGUGCGAAGAAUGAAACAAAAACAUUAGCAUUUGGCAGGGUGAGCGAGCCGCCUGUCGACCCUUGCCGACCCAGCAGCGUUCAGCGUCGGCCCGGCUGCAGGCGGGGCCCCUCCCAGCGGCGCUUUCGGGCCGAAUUCGUCGGCGGAGGCGAGUGAAAGUGGCAGUGUUUACGUAGCCAGACAAGAUGGCAGAGCUGCAGCUUUAAAGGACUCGCACGGACUCACCCCGGAUGUUGACACUAUGAAAAGAGGCUCCUGCGUGGCACCCGAGCACAACGAGAGGGAAUGCAUGACAUGUUCAUUUCACCCCAGCAUUCCGGCACAACAAGUAGCAGUGGGGCUAGCAUCAUUAGUGCAGCAGCAACGACCGGCUCCUCUUUUUCGUCUGGAGUGCACCACCACUACCAGCACCACCCUCAGCAUAUCAUCAGCCACAAGAAGCGCAAGUUAGAGCACGGCCACGUCGAGUACCUGAGCAGCAGCACAGCAGCAGACACCACCUUCGCGGCGGCCUCGUCGGCGUACAGCCAGACCUCGGUGCUGCACCACCAUCACCACCGCUCGUCCAGGUCGCACCACAAGUAUUCGCCAAAUGGGGCUGCGGGUUUGCUCCCUCAGAACUUCAUCAGAGCGUCCACAAUUAAGUUGUUAGACACGUACCAGCGCUGCGGACAAAAACGCAAGUCGGAGGAUAGUGAGGGUAAUGGUCCGGGCUCAGGCCCAAACUCCGCAGCCACGGCACCGACAAGUAGCACGACGACGGCCGUCGCCUCGGCCGCAGCUGUCGCUGGAAAUGGCGGAAAGGCCGCCAAUUCUGGUAACACUGCGGCCGCGGUGACCAACACGGCCGCGACUGGAAACAGUAAUGGCGUGGAGGGUGACUACCAGCUUGUGCAGCACGAGGUGCUGUACUCCAUGACAAACCAGUAUGAAGUGCUGGAAUUCCUCGGCAGAGGCACCUUUGGCCAGGUGGUCAAGUGCUGGAAGAAGGGCACCAGCGAGAUAGUUGCCAUCAAGAUUCUCAAGAACCACCCCUCUUACGCCAGACAAGGACAAAUUGAAGUUAGUAUUUUGUCUAGACUUAGCCAAGAAAAUGCAGACGAGUUCAACUUUGUGCGAGCGUACGAGUGCUUCCAGCACAAAAGCCACACUUGUUUGGUCUUUGAAAUGCUGGAGCAGAAUCUGUACGACUUCCUCAAGCAGAACAAGUUCAGUCCACUCCCUCUCAAGUACAUCCGUCCGAUUUUGCAACAAGUCCUCACAGCCCUCUUGAAGCUGAAGCAACUGGGUCUGAUUCAUGCUGACUUGAAGCCGGAGAACAUCAUGUUGGUGGACCCAGUGCGGCAGCCGUACAGAGUGAAAGUGAUUGACUUUGGAAGCGCCUCGCAUGUCAGCAAAGCAGUGUGCAACACCUACCUGCAGAGUCGCUAUUACAGAGCUCCCGAGAUCAUCUUGGGGCUGCCAUUCUGCGAGGCGAUCGAUAUGUGGUCUCUUGGCUGCGUUGUAGCCGAGUUGUUCCUUGGGUGGCCCCUGUACCCUGGCUCAUCCGAGUACGACCAGAUUCGCUACAUCAGCCAGACGCAAGGACUGCCCACUGAGCACAUGCUCAACAACGCCUCGAAAACCACCAAGUUCUUCUACAGGGACAUGGACAGCACAUAUCCCUUCUGGAGACUAAAGACUCCUGAAGAACACGAAGCCGAGACGGGCAUCAAGUCGAAAGAGGCCCGGAAGUACAUUUUCAACUGCAUUGAUGACAUUGGGCAAGUGAAUGUGCCCACUGAUCUCGAGGGAGGUGAACUACUUGCCGAAAAAGCUGACAGGAGAGAAUUCAUCGACCUUUUGAAACGAAUGCUGACAAUGGACCAGGAGCGUCGCACAACUCCUGGCGAAGCGCUAAACCACCACUUUGUAACGCUGGCUCACUUGGUGGACUAUGCCCACUGCAACAACGUGAAAGCCAGUGUUCAGAUGAUGGAGGUGUGCAGAAGAAACGGCUUCAGCUCUUCACCUAGCCAUCAGUCAUCGCAAGCUCCUCCUUUGGUUGCAAACUUUGUACCUAACUCGAACGGCAACGUCACUUUAACGUUCAACAAUCAGUUGAGCAACCAGGUAAUUAGUCCACCAAGAAUGAUGGUGAGCGCACUGCCAAGAUCUGAACUCUUUCAGUAUCAACUAUACAAUGGACGAUCAGUGGCCAGGCAGUAUUCAAGUGCUGCCCGAGCCGACCACUUCCCUCAUCCUCUUGUUUCUUCGAUUCUCUGCCAACCUAAUUACCAAGGAAUGGGUUCUCCGACCAAACACGUGACUGUGGUUCAACAGCCUCCCCAACUUCAAAUCCAACCUCCUCCAGCAAUUCUAUCUCAGCCUCAGCAACAAUACGUCCCAGUUUCUAUGGUUGAGCCUGGUGGUCGUCAAAUGCUGUUAACGAAUGCUGUUCAGACAUCCUGGCCCACAAACCGCCAAAUGGCCAUUGUCCCCUCUUGGCAACAACUUCCACCACAACAUGCUGCCAUUCAACAACCUCUCCUGUCAGAUGCUGCUGACUGGGCAAGGCCUCUUCUGCUUGAGUCCAGUUCACUUAUCCCUCAACGGUCAAUGUUUCCCGUUGAGGUGUCUGAAGUUUACGAUCCAAUGAUGGAGCAGCAGCAUGCAGCAAACUCGGUACUGCAACAACAAACACAUCACCUCGCUCCUCCACAAUCCACUCAAAACUGGUCCUCCUCCAAGAGAGGCAACAAGGGCUCCAACAGCCAGUUACACCACCAUCACCACCAGCCGUCCCACCACGGACAUCACAUUUUGAGCAACAACCACCUCACAGUACCAAUCAGCCACAGACAGGACAAAAAGGAGGCGACACAACUCAGUCCCGUCAAAAAGAGGGUCAAGGAAGGAACUCCACCUUCAGACAAUUGCACGUAUUCGCGCUUGAGAGGCUCCCCUCCAGCAGCUGUGGUCACAAGCCACCACUGGCAACAGCAACCCAUCCAACAUCAGGUUGUAAGCACCAAGCAAGAACAUCACAGCAGCAGCCACCAUCAAAGCUCUGGUCCGGCUAGACAACAGACCAUCACCAUCCACGACACUCCCUCACCUGCAGUUUCUGUCAUCACGAUUUCAGAUAGCGAGGAUGAGGCGCCAACCAAGUGUUGCAAAGAUAGGGAGUGCUCUGCGUGCCACCACGGCGAUGAGCUGAGCGAGACGUGCCACAUUGCUGAUGGCAGUGGCGUUUCCUCAUCGUCCGGGAUGCAGUGUCCCAACAGUUCUCAACCUACGCCUGUGAGCGAGUCCAAAUCGUCCUCGGCAAACUCUACAAGCCAUCAGGGCCCAAUUGUAGCAACAAAAGCGGCUCGGAAGAAUGUAAUUUCUUGUGUUACCGUGGGUGACAGUGAUGAGGAGCACAGAAGUCCUGCUAAGUUGCACAGCCAGAACAGCUACGUCAGUGGGUCGAUGCCCACUUUGAGAGAGGUCAAGCACGAGGUCAAACAUGAGCCACAACAGAGUUCCAGCUACUCUAGUGGAGCCUCUCACAAUCAGUCCCAGAAGAAGCGUCUGCUGGCCAAAGCUCAGUCCGAGUGUGUGAUCAACAAUGUGCCCACAAAGCAAGAGCCUGGCGUGACCCACCACCAGAACUUGUACGACAAUGGAUCCGUCAUUACACAACGAGAGUAUGGCAGGAACAAUAAUAACAACCAUCUGCAGCCAAACUCGCAACCUGGUGCAACCUGCAGCAGUGGGAGCAGUGCCAGUGGAAGUUCUCAGGAGUUUGUGUUCUACAGAGACCAAAUGGCUCCACCAGCAGCCCACUCGAGAGAGCUCCACUCUCAGGAAACAGUCUACCGAGAACCUGUCAUCACGCAGCAGCCGCAAUCAAUAGUUCAGCCUCACAAGAGAGAGAUGCCUAGGGAAGCCCUGGUGACUGUGAGUCACAGGGACUAUCACAUGCCCACAGCUGUGCACAAAGACUACAUACAGCCGCCUGCUGCUCACACGACGCGAUCAGAUUUACAGAGGGAAUCCCACCACUCAAACAAAUCUUGGCAAUCGAGCAACCAGCAGAUGCAGCAAGGAUACAGACCGAGAAUGCAGAAAAGAGGCUGCGUAGUGUACAUGCCGACAGGAGUACCAGAAACCGACUACAUCAGUCGCCACGCUAGUGCUGCUCAUCUAUCGCCGCAGCCAAUUCCCCACGCGGCAGCCCCGAGUAGGUUGUCUCCACAGCAUCCCUUGGUGGCAGGACAGCCCCUGUACCACCAGCCAGAACUCUACAGGAGGCCUCCUGUCUACGUCGGAGUGACACACACUCAGCAAACGUUCUUGCCAGCGGGGCAUCAGGUGGCUUCAUACACAUCAGGGGCUCUGCCACCACCUGCGCAUCACUCGAACGCCCGUCCAGUGCUGGCAGCACAUCCGGGCCACCCUCUGCCUGCCCACAUGCAGCCAGCAGUGUUCCCAGCGCACCCUCAAGCUGUGGCGACUGCUGCGCUGGCUGCAGCCUCGUACGGCUAUGCACCGUUGAGCCCAGCCAAGUCGCAAUACCAACACUUGUGGUACACCACCGAGUAAAACGAACAUGUUGAAGAAAGAGGAUUGAAAGAGAAAACGAAGAGACGGAAGAAUGAGGAAGAAAGAAGAAGUGACAGUAGUUACAGUUUUAGUUUCUGUUCUGAAGGAAUUUUUUUUUAUUUUGUGCCGAAAACAGGUUCAGUUGGAAAGAAAGAGAAAGAAAGGAAGUCGGAAACUUUGGGUACUUAGUGAAUUGAACACACGAACUGGGAUGAGCCGUUUCCCUUUGGUUGUUUCAUAUUUCUGUGCGUCGGUUUAUAGCAUUUAUGUUUUAUUCACGGAAGAAUUAGACAUGCAAUGUGUGUGCAUAAUUGUCUUCAUUUACUAUACUCUUUUUUUACUUUUUUUAAGCAAUGGAGUCAAAGGAGAAUAUUUAGGAGAGCCGACGGAGCCUUGAGCUCAUGUGCAUUAAACUGUCAGUAUGAUGUAUAUCAAUUAUUUGAUUACUCGUGUUCGGUUGGUCACCUCGAUGGUAUUUUCGAAGCGUUUACGCUGCAACCAUAAUUAUUACACAUAGUAGUUGCGAGUUGCCGUCUUUCCAGAAAGACCUAACAUUUUCAAUGUUUCCAUGUGAUAUAUCAUAAAAGAAAGAUAGAGCUUUGUGUACCCAUGUAGCUUGAUUUUGAGUAAUACUUUUGAACUUUCAUUAAUUUGCAUUUUACGGUGAUUACAAAAGAUGGACUGCUUGUUUAUGGUUUACUUUAUAAUGUUGCGUUGCACACCAACAACAACAACUACCCCUUUCAAUGUAAAUAAUUAACGAUUAAGUUCACAGCAGUCCUGAUAUUAUAUUUUAAACAAUCAUGGAUAAUUUCAUAACGUUAGUUCCUCUACUUUAAUCUUUCUAGACACCGUUUUGAUUUUGUGUACACACCGGGGUAGUUUUCAAAUAAAAUAAGGCUGUUCUGGAUAGUUAUUAGUAGAAUCAAUGGAGAAUGCUAUAAAUCUAAUUCAACUUAUAGCUUCACGUGUAGAUCGAGUUCCAACAACAAGUGUUAA
Molecule: messenger RNA, 5623 nt
Organism: Neocloeon triangulifer
Lineage: Eukaryota; Metazoa; Arthropoda; Insecta; Ephemeroptera; Baetidae
Gene: Hipk
Product: homeodomain-interacting protein kinase 2
Exons: 16
Coding region: 341-4624 (1427 amino acids)
Biological process (GO): peptidyl-serine phosphorylation; peptidyl-threonine phosphorylation
Cellular component (GO): cytoplasm; nucleus
Molecular function (GO): protein tyrosine kinase activity; protein serine/threonine kinase activity; ATP binding
Source: RefSeq, a predicted model, not a curated record